CUCUCGCUCGCCACCCGCACCACUCUCGCUCGGUGUGUGGGAGAGAGAGGAGGGGAGGGAGCUAGGCUGGCAUGGCCGGCCGCUUGAGCUGCGCAUGCCUACAAUUCAGUACCAGUACUAGCAAAGCAAGCUAGGUAGGAGUAACACCUCCCCAAUUGCUACUUCUACUGAGUUAGCCAUCCCGUCGUCCCGGCAGUCACUUCUACAAGUACGCACGCAGCUACCCAGCAGGGCGGCUAUACUAAUCCCUCCCUGCCUCUGCCUUCCUUCCGAGGACCGCCGCGGCGGGCCGGGGUGCGCGCACCCGCCAUGCAGCAGCAGCACCAGGGUGGCGGCGGCGGCGGUGGCGGAGGCUCACAGUUCGGGGCCCCGCCGCCGGACAUGGGCCCCUUCUCGCCGACGCCGGCUGCUACCGGUCCCAUGCCGCUGAGCAGCAGGCCUCCGUCGGCGCAGCCGCAGCAGCAACCGAGGACCAGCUACGAAGAAUUGGCGCCCAUGGUGCCUGGGGCCGCCGCUGCCAGUGGCUUCGACGACGAGACGAUGGGUAGUGGCGGCGGCGGCGGCGGGUCGUCGGGCGCGUCCAGCAACCGGUGGCCGCGGGAGGAGACGCAGGCGCUCAUCAGGAUCCGGUCGGAGAUGGACGCAACCUUCCGCGACGCGACGCUCAAAGGCCCCCUAUGGGAGGACGUCUCCAGGAAGCUUGCCGACCUGGGCUACAAGAGGAGCGCCAAGAAGUGCAAGGAGAAGUUUGAGAACGUGCACAAGUACUACAAGCGCACAAAGGAAGGCCGCGCCGGCAGGCAGGACGGCAAGAGCUACCGCUUCUUCGAGGAGCUGGAGGCGUUGCACGCAGCCGCGCCGCAGCCGCCACCACAGCACUUGCCGGCAGCCAGCACCGCCCCGCAGUUGCACGCCCUCGCCGCGCCAGUAUCCCCGACGCCCCAGCAGCAGUUGCCGGCAUCCAGCGCCGCCCCGCCGUUGCACGCCUUCCCCGCGCCAGUAUCCGCGCCGCCGCCGUUGAGUUCAAUGCCACUGCUGACAGGGCCGAUGCAGCCAGCGCCCAUAUCAUCGGCGGCCCCAGCCCCGGCACCGGUGGAUCUGCUCGUGGCCCACCAGCCCCUCAACCUGCAAGGCUUCAGCUUCUCUUCCAUGUCGGACUCGGAGUCCGACGACGAGUCCGAGGACGACGACAUGACGGCGGAGACAGGCGGAAACCAGGACCGCCUCGGCAAGCGGAAGCGCGGCGACGGCGGCGGCAGCAGCAGCAACAAGAUGAUGUCUUUCUUCGAGGGGCUCAUGCAGCAGGUCGUCGACAGGCAGGAGGAAAUGCAGCGGCGGUUCCUGGAGACCAUGGAGAAGCGGGAGGCCGAGCGCACGGCUCGGGAGGAGGCGUGGCGCAGGCAGGAGGUCGCCCGCCUCAACCGCGAGCAGGAGCAGCUCGCUCAGGAGCGCGCCGCCGCGGCCUCCAGGGACGCCGCCAUCAUCGCCUUCCUCCAGCGCAUCGGCGGGCAGUCCGUGCAGCCCCCUGCUACCGCCGUUGUUGUCCCAAUGCCAGCACCGGUGUCAGUCCAUACCACGCCGCCGAAACAACCUUCUCGCCAGCAGCAGCAACCGCCGCCGCCGUCGCCCCAGGCCGGCCAGGCGACACCGCAGUCGAAGCCAAUCUCAGCCGCGCCGCUCCAGCAGCAACCGCCACAGCAGCAACCGAAGGAUACGUCGCAGCAGGACGCCGGCACGCCGCGCAGCUUGCCCCCGGCGUCUAGCCAGUCACUCGAGCUGGUGCCCGUCGCCGCCACGGAGCACCACGUCGAUUCCGGGCUAGGAGGAGGGGAUGGAGGUGCGGCGUCGUCAUCGCGGUGGCCCAAGACCGAGGUGCACGCGCUCAUCCAGCUGCGCAUGGACCUGGACAUGCGCUACCAGGAGACAGGUCCCAAGGGUCCUCUCUGGGAGGAUAUUUCGUCCGGGAUGCGGCGGCUGGGAUACAACCGGAGCUCCAAGCGGUGCAAGGAGAAGUGGGAGAACAUCAACAAGUACUACAAGAAGGUGAAGGAGAGCAACAAGAAGCGGCCCGAGGACUCCAAGACCUGCCCAUACUUCCACCAGCUCGAGGCCAUCUACAACAGAAAGCACCUCCGCAGCCUCACAACCGCGGCCACAUCGUCCGCCGCCGCCGCUCCUCGUCCCGCCUACCCAGAUCAGCUGAACCCGAGCAGGCAAGAGAUAGAGGGGAAGAACAUCAACGAUGACAAGAGGAACAACGGUGGAUCAGGUGGAGGCACGCAGGUGCCGACCAGCAAUGGCGAGACAGCGACGACGACGACGACGACGACGCUCGUCGCGUUCGACGCCGACACCGGCAUGAAGAAGCCAGAAGACAUCGUCAGGGAGUUGAACGAGCACCCGCGUCGGGAGUUCACGACGGAGGACGAGACGGACAGCGACGACAUGGGCGACGAGUACACCGACGACGGCGAGGAAGGCGAAGACGACGGCAAAAUGCAGUACAGGAUACAGUUCCAGAGGCCGAACCCGGGCGGCACCAACACCGCGCCAGCACCGGCAGCAGCGACGACGGCUGCGCCAGCGGUGCCGACUUCGGCUCCGACCAGCACCUUCCUCGCCAUGGUUCAAUAGGGGCGCGGGCGGCACCCCUCUCAAACCGUACGUACGUAUAUGCGUCCAAACCAAAAACCUGCGCGCAUCACCGUCACCGUCACCUCCUCCUUUACUUUACCAGUCCACCAAGCAUGCACCAUCAGUCCAUCACACUGUUCUCUUGUUCAUCCUGUAAUCCCCCGUGCCAUUCCAUUAUUUAUUGAUUUGUUUCGUGUAUAAUAAGAUCCCCACCGUUGCGGAGGAUGCAGAGUGAGGCUGUGGUGGUAGAGCAAAAAGGAAGAGUCCAGUCCCUCAGUAAUAACUUAUUUAUAGGUCAUCGUCGAUCGCGUUAAACGAGAACUGUACAUCGAUGUAACAGUCAGUCCAUGAUGUUUUUCCUCCCUUUUUUUUUAGUUACUCCCUUCCCGGGACGGCAGUAUACAAGUUUGUAUAAGAGUAUACAAGAAUUACAGACAGUUCAAGCAACCUGGAGCUUGCGGAGGUGAGAAGGUGUUUUUGCCGUUGGGAAUCUACAUUUUUUUUGUCGAUCCUUUUUCUUUUAACAGUGGAUAUAAUUAAAUCCUGUUACUUGUUACAGUGUA
Zea mays is the source of this 3197-nucleotide messenger RNA. RefSeq lists its product as uncharacterized. The coding region runs from base 310 to 2634 and encodes 774 amino acids. NCBI's taxonomy places the organism in Eukaryota, Viridiplantae, Streptophyta, Magnoliopsida, Poales, Poaceae. The transcript is spliced from 3 exons. The record is from RefSeq and is marked validated.